UAUUAAAAAAUUCCCAUACAUGGUCAGUUGUGUCUGAUGAAGAAAAAUAUUAGUAACUUUCUUGCAUUCUUCAUUACUUUCACACUCAUUUCCUUCACUGCUGCCCAUACCACUUCUAGACAUGCGACAGCAAUCCUUACAGACUCCCAAGCCUUAUUUAACAAGCACAGACGGCUGUUUUAUUACAGCGACCUGUUUAGUUCUGGAGGUGAUUUUGACUCAGUUCCUUCUCUACUCUCCUUUGACAACACCAGGCUUAAGAAUGCCUACGUCGCCUUACAAGCAUGGAAGGAAGCCAUUGUCUCAGAUCCUUUGAACCUGACGUCCAACUGGGUGGGAUCCGAUGUGUGCAAUUACACUGGAGUUUUCUGUUCCCCAGGCCUGGAUGACCCAUCUAUUGAAACUGUUGCUGGCAUUGAUCUGAAUCAUGGGGACCUUGCUGGGUACCUCCCUGAAGAGCUAGGACUCCUCACAGAUAUUGCAUUGUUUCACAUUAACUCCAACAGGUUUUGUGGGAAGAUCCCUUGGAGUUUCAAAAAACUGAAGCAUCUUUUCGAGCUGGAUCUCAGCAAUAAUCGCUUUGCAGGGAAGUUUCCUUACGUUGUUCUUCAUUUGCCAAGCCUUAAGUUUCUUGACCUUAGGUUCAAUGAGUUUGAAGGCAAGGUACCAAGAGCUCUCUUUGAUAAAGAUCUUGAUGCCAUAUUCAUAAACCAUAACAGGUUUGCCUUUGAACUGCCUGAUAACCUGGGAAACUCGCCUGUAUCAGUCAUUGUUCUCGCCAACAAUAAGUUCCACGGAUGUGUACCUACGACUCUAGGUAACAUGUCAAAUACGCUAAAUGAAUUGAUUCUGAUGAACAAUGGGUUGCGCUCAUGCUUGCCAAAAGAGAUUGGCUUAUUGAAGAAUAUGGCAGUUUUUGAUGUGAGCUAUAAUAAACUCAUGGGUGAAUUGCCUGAAUCGAUUGGAGAAAUGGAGAGCUUAGAACAGCUAGAUGUGGGGCACAAUAUGUUCUCAGGGACUAUUCCUGAGAGUGUUUGCUCAUUGCCAUACUUGCAGAAUUUUAGUUUUGCUUACAACUUUUUCACUGGUGAGCCUCCAGUGUGCUUGGAUUUGGAGGAAUUUGAUGAUAGGAAGAAUUGUUUGAGAGGCAGGCCAGUUCAGAGAUCAAGAUUACAAUGUAAAAUGUUUCUUUCUAGGCCUCUAGAUUGUAGUGUCUUUAAAUGCAAUCCGGUAAUUCCUCCAAAGCCUCUUCUACCUCCUCCACCAUCACCAUUACCACUGCCUCCACCCUCACCGACGCCUGCAAUACCACCACCUCCUCCUCCAAUACCUUGUAUUCCCUCUCCUCCACCACCCCCUCCACCAAGUCCAUUCUACUUCACUUCACCACCGCCACCCCGACAAUCACCUCCUCCACCUCCAACUAAUUCGCCACCGCCACCUAUAUACUCUCCACCGCCCCCACUAAAUUCACAACCACCACCACCACCGCCUAUACCACCACCCCCAUCAAAUCCACCUCCAUCUCCGCCACCAUGUUGGCAAUUACAAUCACCUCCACCUCCAGUUCAACCUUUUAUACCACCGCCAACUCCCAUAUAUGAUGAACCAUUGCCACCAAUUAAAGGGGUAGACUAUGCUUCUCCACCACCACCGCCAUUUUACUAA
Durio zibethinus is the source of this 1668-nucleotide messenger RNA. The record is from RefSeq and is a predicted model, not a curated record. NCBI's taxonomy places the organism in Eukaryota, Viridiplantae, Streptophyta, Magnoliopsida, Malvales, Malvaceae.